AGUCAUUUAGGUAACAGACCUCGGGCCCGGGGCUCAGGCCACUGCACGGACCCAGGGAACGGGCUGACAGUCCAGUGGAGGCCUCAGCGAGGCGGCGGCGCUGCGCAUAAACCUGAGGACCUAGGCGGGUGAGGCGGAACCGACCCUCUCGGCCAUGGGAGGGGCCGUGGUGGACGAGGGCCCCACAGGCGUCAAGGCCCCCGACGGUGGCUGGGGCUGGGCCGUGCUCUUCGGCUGCUUCGUCAUCACCGGCUUCUCCUACGCCUUCCCCAAGGCCGUCAGCGUCUUCUUCAAGGAGCUCAUGCGGGAGUUUGGGAUCGGCUACAGUGACACAGCCUGGAUCUCCUCCAUCCUGCUGGCCAUGCUCUACGGGACAGGCCCACUCUGCAGUGUGUGCGUGAACCGCUUUGGCUGCCGGCCCGUCAUGCUUGUGGGGGGCCUCUUUGCGUCCCUGGGCAUGGUGGCUGCGUCCUUUUGCCGGAGCAUCAUCCAGGUCUACCUCACCACUGGGGUCAUCACUGGGUUGGGUUUGGCGCUCAACUUCCAGCCCUCGCUCAUCAUGCUGAACCGCUACUUCAGCAAGCGGCGCCCCAUGGCCAACGGGCUGGCGGCAGCAGGCAGCCCCGUCUUCCUGUGUGCCCUGAGCCCGCUGGGGCAGCUGCUGCAGGACCGCUACGGCUGGCGGGGCGGCUUCCUCAUCCUGGGCGGCCUGCUGCUCAACUGCUGCGUGUGCGCCGCACUCAUGAGGCCCCUGGUGGCUGCGGCCCAGCCGGGCUCGGGGCCGCCACGAUCCUCCCGGCGCCUGCUAGACCUGAGCGUCUUCCGGGACCGCGGCUUCGUGCUGUACGCGGUGGCCGCCUCGGUCAUGGUGCUGGGGCUCUUCAUCCCGCCCGUGUUCGUGGUGAGCUACGCCAAGGACCUGGGCGUGCCGGACACCAAGGCCGCCUUCCUGCUCACUGUCCUGGGCUUCAUUGACAUCUUCGCGCGGCCGGCUGCGGGCUUUGUGGCGGGGCUUGGGAAGGUGCGGCCCUACUCCGUCUACCUCUUCAGCUUCUCCAUGUUCUUCAACGGCCUCGCGGACCUGGCGGGCUCCACGGCCGGCGACUACGGCGGCCUGGUGGUCUUCUGCAUCUUCUUCGGCAUCUCCUACGGCAUGGUGGGGGCCCUGCAGUUCGAGGUGCUCAUGGCCAUCGUGGGCACCCACAAGUUCUCCAGCGCCAUCGGCCUGGUGCUGCUGAUGGAGGCGGUGGCCGUACUCAUCGGGCCCCCAUCAGGAGGUAAGCUCCUGGAUGCGACCCACGUCUACAAGUACGUGUUCAUCCUGGCGGGGGCCGAGGUGCUCACCUCCUCCCUGAUUCUGCUGCUGGGCAACUUCUUCUGCAUUAGGAAGAAGCCCAAGGAGCCACAGCCCGAGGUGGCGGCCGCGGAGGAGGAGAAGCUCCACAAACCUCCUGCAGACUCGGGGGUGGACUUGCGGGAGGUGGAGCAUUUCCUGAAGGCUGAGCCUGAGAAAAACGGGGAGGUGAUUCACACCCCGGAAACGAGUGUCUGAGUGGCUGGGCGGGGCCGGCAGGCACAGGGAGGAGGUACAGAAGCCGGCAACGCUUGCUAUUUAUUUUACAAACUGGACUGGCUCAGGCAGGGCCAUGGCUGGGCUCCGGCUGCCGGCCCAGCGGAUCGUCGCCUGAUCAGUGUUUUGCGGGGGAAGGUGGCGGGGUGGGAACCAUGUCAUUCCAGAGUGGAUCUGUGGUGAAACCAAGCCACAAGGUUACAAGGCAUCCUCACCAGGGGCCCCGCCUGCUGGUCCCAAGCAGCCUGCGGCCACUGCUAUGCUCAAGGACCUAGAAACCCGCACUGCAAGACAACGUGACUUUAAUGGGAGGGUGGGCUGCGGACAGGCUGGCAGGGCAGGUGCUGCGUGGGGCCCUCUCCAGCCUGUCCUACCCUGGACUCUCACAUGGGGCCUGUGCCCACCCUCUAGUGUCUUGGGGACAGCUCCUUCCACCCCUGGAAGGUGGAAAUAAACCUGGAUGUGGGUGGAGCGUCAGGACAAUGGUUUCCUA
Molecule: messenger RNA, 2063 nt
Organism: Mandrillus leucophaeus (drill)
Lineage: Eukaryota; Metazoa; Chordata; Mammalia; Primates; Cercopithecidae
Gene: SLC16A3
Product: solute carrier family 16 (monocarboxylate transporter), member 3
Exons: 5
Coding region: 155-1552 (465 amino acids)
Biological process (GO): transmembrane transport; monocarboxylic acid transport
Cellular component (GO): membrane
Molecular function (GO): monocarboxylic acid transmembrane transporter activity
Source: RefSeq, a predicted model, not a curated record